This is a messenger RNA of Colletotrichum phormii, 1182 nucleotides long. Its product is annotated as Fms-interacting protein-domain-containing protein. Lineage: Eukaryota; Fungi; Ascomycota; Sordariomycetes; Glomerellales; Glomerellaceae. The record is from RefSeq and is a predicted model, not a curated record. Gene Ontology annotation, cellular component: THO complex part of transcription export complex. Gene Ontology annotation, biological process: mRNA export from nucleus; positive regulation of DNA-templated transcription, elongation. The transcript is spliced from 3 exons. Bases 389 to 1045 code for a protein of 218 amino acids. Gene Ontology annotation, molecular function: mRNA binding.
CACGAGAGCCACUAGUUAGCCAUUACUGCUUAAGCAAAUCACAAGGCUGUCGUACCCACUCACCAUCCGCCUGUUUGCGCCCAUCCAUCCCAAGUCGAGAAAGCUUCCGCGUCCCCAUUCGUCAGAUCGCCCGACUACCUCACCUCCCUUCAGCCUUGCGCGUGCGCGACAAGAGAGACACGAAAUCCAACUUCGUCCCGAAGCUUCACGAAACCCUUUUACUUCUUACAAAUACCCCAUCAAACAAACCCGACCGCAGCGGCGAACCAUUGACGAACCCUUCCUACCGAGACCGACCACCAACCAUCACCAAAUUUCUCCCCAUCCCUCACCGUCAACUCUUCACGCAAUCGCACGAACAAAAAGCACCCCCCAACAAACCGCAACAAUGGUAGUUAACGAGCUCGUAUCAGACAAGAAACUCGGCGCGGUCCUCCAGACCUCAGGCUACGCCCAAGACCAAGCCGCCAAGCUCCUCCACCUCCUCACCGAAAUCACCCGCGCGGCCGAAGAUUCAGAGUCAGCAUCAGCCUCUUCGCCAGAGCUCCAAGCCGCCCUCUCAAAAGAGCAGAAGCUUCUCCUCACAAACAUCUCGCACCUCCGCGGCCUACACCGCUCCGCCAACUUCAACGCGAGAGACACAAAAGCCCAGACGGCCGAGGCGCGGCACGAGGUCGACCGCCUGCACCUCCAGCUGCAGAACCUGUACUACGAGCAGCGCCAUCUCGAGGGUGAGAUCGAGGCGUGCGAAUCUUACGACCAUACCUACCAGAAGCUACCUCUCAUACCCGUCGAAGAAUUCAUCGCCGAGCAACCAGAGCACGCCGACGCCGACGAGGACGCCAUGAUGAUUGCGCGCAUCGGCCACGAGCGAGCGGGACGAGAAGCCCUCGAACAGCAGAGGCUCGAGCUGGUGGGAAGGAAGCAGAAGCUCAUUGCCGAGAACAAGAAGCGCAAGGACGACCUGGCCAACCUCGACAAAGACUUGGAAAAGUUCAUCGAUGCUGCGAAACCCAUCCAGGAACUCUUCGAAAAGGUUGUAUGAAAGCGGUAAUGGAUGGUUUACUCGUCCGUUGUACGAGCCAAGCCCUCCCGCUGCUGCACGACAUGUCUCGCAGGAAGAUGUUUUCGGCACCGAAAGGUCGUAUGCUUCAUUACCCUGCUGGAGACUUCAACUUCGUG